Molecule: messenger RNA, 468 nt
Organism: Pelobates cultripes (western spadefoot toad)
Lineage: Eukaryota; Metazoa; Chordata; Amphibia; Anura; Pelobatidae
Source: the annotation of a GenBank genome assembly
AUGGCAAGCAAGGAGCAACACGCUAAAGCACAAGUGCACACACCCAACGAAGAACCCGCACAUACCCACCAUGACCGCACUCGCCCUCGCCUGACGGAACCUAAAAGAUGGCACCGAAGACGGAGAACCCACCUGCUUAAACACAAACAGGCAAGAUCAAGCCACGCCGCGACCCCAAGCUCACCCCAGAUCCUGCAUGAAGCGGAGAUCCGAACAGCAGCCAGCAACAGGCAAGCUUCCCUCACAGCUCCGAUCCCACUCGACACCAUGGAGAGCCCCAGAGCACCAAAAGGAGAUCCCACUUACCUGCAUCAACAAAGCAGGCUCCCACAGCGACGGGCAGACGAGGCAGCAACUGGAACCCACAAGGCUGCACCUUGCUGUGCCUCAGCAGGACUCUCCAACAAUUCAAACCCUUCAAAGCGCUGGGAAUCGACUGACAGAGAACUCACUGACCAGGACACAUAG